ACAAAUCCCCCCAAAGCUGGCGGCGGAGCCUACUACUUUGCUAAAAAGUCCAUCAACGCCGAUCGCCAAUCCCGGUUCGAGAGCGAAAUGAAACGCAAAGCGCAGCUGGCUGCCAUGGAAGCGGAACACCGACGCCAGACGACCGCCUCGCUCACCAACCCCGCCGUGCCCGUCCCCGUCGUCGCCGCCGCCUCGGAAGACCCGAGUUGGAAGCGCGCUGCCCAGCUGGCCCGGUCGCAGAACGCCGCCGACGAUGUCGCCUCGCCCAGCGCCGAGGCCAGUCACGACCCGGCCGCGACCCGCCACGAGCCCGAGACCGAGGCCGACCGCGUGCUGGAGAAGGGGAAGUACGAGGCCGCGCAGCCGUUCCGGCCGCCUAAGGGGAACCGGCUGUGA
Messenger RNA from Aspergillus saccharolyticus JOP 1030-1, 396 nucleotides. RefSeq lists its product as uncharacterized. The annotation marks the transcript as partial. NCBI's taxonomy places the organism in Eukaryota, Fungi, Ascomycota, Eurotiomycetes, Eurotiales, Aspergillaceae. The transcript has a single exon. The record is from RefSeq and is a predicted model, not a curated record.